Messenger RNA from Sungouiella intermedia, 486 nucleotides. Lineage: Eukaryota; Fungi; Ascomycota; Pichiomycetes; Serinales; Metschnikowiaceae. The record is from the annotation of a GenBank genome assembly.
AUGAUCGCGAAUAACACAUCUGCCAGUGAAAAAUCUGGAGAUUUCCCAAAACGGUCGGUUGAUCCAAUCUACAGGGAUUUCGUCAUAGUCGAUGACGUACCCGUAGGUGACUGGGGUCUCUUUAUAUUGAAUUUAUCGGUGUCUACUAUGGUUCCUAUCGUUGGUUUUGCUCUAUGUUCACUGCUAGCCAAAACUCAUGCUGCUAAAUGUGGUGCAUUGAUAGGUUGCGGACUACUUUUGGUCUUGUACGGAGCUAGUCUUUUACCUAAGAAUGUGUUGUUGGAGGAAUUGGAGCAAUCGGAAAUAGACAAGUUAGGUCAGCUCAUCGAUUCGCUCAUACAGAGAAUAACCAAUAUAUUUCACCUAAACGAGUUGGAAUCGUCCAAAUUGCCCUACACGAUCAUCGUAAUUGGAGUUCUGAUUAUAGUGACGUCAAGCGUCCAAUUCUAUAGAGUACGGACAAAGGCAAGCAAAUUUCUCACCUAA